Messenger RNA from Guillardia theta CCMP2712, 972 nucleotides. RefSeq lists its product as hypothetical. NCBI's taxonomy places the organism in Eukaryota, Cryptophyceae, Pyrenomonadales, Geminigeraceae. The record is from RefSeq and is a predicted model, not a curated record. Gene Ontology annotation, cellular component: cytosol. Bases 1 to 972 code for a protein of 323 amino acids. The transcript is spliced from 2 exons. Gene Ontology annotation, molecular function: mRNA 3'-UTR binding; NADPH binding; quinone reductase (NADPH) activity.
AUGCAGGCAGUGAGCGUUCAGUCGUUUGGAGGCCCCGAGGAGCUGAAGAUCGCAGAGCUUCCCAUCCCCUCCCCCGGCAAGAGCCAGGUCUGCGUCAAGCUCUUCGCCGCCGGCAUCAACCCGGUGGACACGUACAAGAGAGCAGGAGUCUAUGCUCAGCUUCCUCAGCUCCCUUACACACCAGGGACGGACGGCGCUGGAAUCAUUCAUGCAGUCGGGGAGGGGGUGACCCAGUUUCGUGAGGGGGACAGAGUCUGGCUCAGCGGGAGCGUGACAGGAACGUACGCCCAGUACUGCACUGCGAACCUCACCGACGUCCAUCUGCUCCCGGAGGCAGUGUCCUUCGAGCAGGGCGCGGGCAUCGGGGUUGUGUACAGGACGGCGUACAGAGCCUUGUUCACAAGGGUCGCUACCAAGCCAGGCUCCGUGGUCUUCGUGCAUGGCGCGUCAGGAGGCGUCGGGAUAGCUGCGAUACAGCUUGCCAUCAGCCAUGGGUGCACCGUCGUUGGGACAGCCGGGACGCCAGCUGGACUCGAGCUGAUCCGCUCCCAAGGGGCGUACGCUGUGCUGCACAACCAGGAGGGGUACAUGGAGGAGGUCCUGGCGAUGACGCCGGAGAAGAAGGGAGCCGACGUCAUCUUGGAGAUGGCGGCACAUGCAAACCUCGACAAGGACCUGAAGCUGCUGAAGAAGAACGGGACGGUGGUGAUCAUCGGGAGCAGGGGAAGUGUGGAGAUCAACCCGCGCUCCCUCAUGACGACGGAAGGGAACAUCGUCGGGCUGCUGGGCCUGGGUUCCCCGGAAGAGCUUCAGUCUGUCUUUGACGGCAUCCAGGAGAGGCUGGAAAAGGGCUCGAUCAAGCCCGUGGCUGGGGUGAAGUUUCCCCUGUCGGAGGCGGCGGAGAGUCACGUAGAGGUGAUCGAGCACAAGAUGGGGACGACGGGGAAGGUGAUCCUCGUCAUCGAGCACUAG